CCAGGAGAGGCGCUUCCCACGCUGCCCCAUGGUUGCUCGGGUUCCCCGGGAUUUGGGGAUGCUCCGGAGCUGGAAGUCCCCAGCCGGGAGGCAGAGGAUAUAACGUCCUGGAAAGUGCGCAAGGCAGUGCUUAUGGCCACACGGUGGAGCCUGCGUCCAGACAUGGGAAGAGCGGCUUGAUCUCGCCCGGAGCCUCCGACGCCCUCGCUUUCCCCGCCGGGCUCGCACCUGUUAUGUCCAAGACCUGGCCCCUGCCUGCCCAUUCCUUGGCGUUCCUGAGGACCAGAGACCUAGGAUGAGGAGCACUGGAUCUGCCCUGAACCUGCUUUGGAUCUCGCCACUCUUUUUGGUGUGGACCGUGGUAGCCCUGGACCUGGCGCGGACGCCCUGCACCACCUUGGUCCAAGGGAAGUUUUUUGGGUACUUCUCCUCUUUCGCCGUCUUCCCGCCCAACUCCUCGCGCUGCUCGUGGAUCAUCCAGAACCCCGACCCCCGGCGCUACACCCUCUACAUGAAGGUCCUGAAGCCCACCGGCGCCUGCGACCGCCAGCAGGUCCGCACCUACCAGUUCGACUCGUUCCUGGAGUCCACCCGCACCUACCUGGGCAUGGAGAGCUUCGACGACGUGCUGAAGCUCUGCGACGCCUCCACCAGGUUUGCUUUCCUCCAGUCCAACAAGCAGUUCCUGCAGAUGAAGCAGACCCUGCCCCUGGCAGACGGCGGGCACGUGCGGUGGAAACCAGCCAAAGCUCAGGAGCGGGACUUCUCGGUGGAGUACCUGGUGGUGGGCAACAGGAACCCUAGCAAAGCUGCUUGCCAAAUGCUCUGCAAGUGGCUGGACACCUGCCUGACCACCAGCAGCAGCUCUCACCCCUGUGGCAUCAUGCAGACGCCCUGCACUUGCUCCGGAGGGGAGGCCCUGGACCAGCCCAGCGAGAUCCAGGGGCUGAGCAAGAAGAAGGACGAUUGCUUUAAGGAUGGGAUUUACUUGGAGAACUGCAUGAGCAGCCCGAAAGACAGCAGCGGGGUGGAUUUCCUGGGUGGUUGGAACGCGUGGUCCUCGUGGGGAGACUGCACCAAGGACUGCGGGGGAGGUCUCCAAACGCGCACGCGGACCUGCAAGCCCCUUCCUGACGAAAGCCUUGUCUGCGAGGGAGUCCUGGAGGAAGGAAGACUGUGCAAUAGAAAGGCAUGCAAUACCAAUGGACGCUAUAAUUCCAGAAGCCAAUCGCUGAGGUCCACAGAUAACAGAAAGCGAGAGGACGCCGACGAGCUGCAGCAGUACGGGUACCCGGCACCGCAAAUAGGUGACCCUGCAGCUGAGGAGUGGUCCCCCUGGAGCGUGUGUUCGACCACCUGUGGGGAGGGCUGGCAAACCAGGACCCGGUUCUGCGUGUCGUCUUCCUACAGCACCCAGUGCAGCGGCCCUCUCCGGGAGCAGAGACAGUGCAACAACUCUGCCAUCUGCCCAGUGCACGGGACCUGGGAUGAGUGGUCUCCAUGGAGCCUGUGCUCUUCAACGUGCGGGCGGGGAUACAGGGACCGGACUCGCACCUGCAAGCAGCCGCAGUUUGGUGGCAAUCCCUGUGAGGGCCCGGAGAAGCAAACCAAGUUCUGCAACAUUGCACUUUGUCCAGUGGAUGGCAACUGGAACGAAUGGUCGGGCUGGAGCUCCUGUUCCACCACCUGCUCCAACGGGACCCAGCAACGGACCAGGGAGUGCAACGGGCCCUCGUACGGGGGAGCAGAGUGCCAGGGACACUGGGUUGAGACCAGAGAGUGCUUCCUCCGGCAGUGCCCAGUGGAUGGGAAGUGGCAAGCCUGGGGCGCCUGGGGCAGCUGUACCACCACGUGCGGCGGCGGGACGCAGAAACGUGACCGUCUGUGCUAUGGCCCCUUCUUCGGAGGAGAAGCUUGCCAGGGGCCCAAGGAAGAGUACAAGCAGUGCAAUGACAGGAAGUGUCCUGAGCCCCACGAGAUCUGCGAUGAAGACAGCUUCGCCUCCGUGGUAUGGAAGGAAACGCCUGCCGGGGAGGCGGCCGCCAUCCGCUGUCCCCGCAACGCCACAGGGCUGAUCCUUCGAAGAUGCACUUUAGAUGAAGAGGGGAUAGCGUACUGGGAGUCUCCGACGUACAUCAAGUGCGUUUCCAUCGAUUAUAGGAAUAUACAGAUGAUGACAAAGGAACACCUCUCCAAAGCCCAGCGGGGGCUGGUGGGGGACGGUGUAUCAGAAAUGCUCCAAAACCUUGUGGAGAUCUCCCAGGACGGGACCAGCUACAGCGGGGACCUGCUGUCCACCAUCGACGUACUCAGGAAUAUGACAGAGAUCUUCCGCAGGGCGUAUUACAGCCCAACCUCCGGGGAUGUGCAGAACUUUGUCCAGAUCAUCAGCAACUUGCUGGCGGAGGAAAACCGAGACAAGUGGGAAGAGGCUCAGCUGACCGGGCCAAAUGCAGUGGAGUUGUUCAAGCUGGUGGAGGAUUUCAUCGAUGUCAUUGGGUUUCGCAUGAAGGAUUUCCGGGAUUCCUAUCAAGUGACGGACAAUCUGGUCCUCAGCCUUCACCGACUCCCUGCCAAUGCGGCGACCGACAUCAGCUUCCCCAUGAAAGGCUGGAGAGGCAUGGUGGACUGGGCCAAGAACUCGGAGGAGAAGGUCACCAUCUUCAAGAGCACCCUCACCACAGGGGUGCCAGACGACUUGUCCAACUUCGUGGUGGGCACCGUGCUGUACAGGAACGUCGGGAGCAUCCUCGCCCUCCAGAGGAACACGACGGUGCUGAACUCCAAAGUCAUCUCCGUGACGGUGAAGCCCUCUCCCCAGCCUCUCGUCACCUCUCUGGAGAUCGAGUUCUCCCACUUGUACAACGGAACCACCAACCAGACCUGCAUCCUGUGGGAUGAAACCUAUGUAGCCACCUCCUCCUCCUCCCAGCUCGGUGCCUGGUCCCGCUACGGCUGUCGCACGGUCCCGGUGGGUCCCUUCCGAACUAAAUGCCUGUGUGACCGAGUCUCUACCUUCGCCAUCUUAGCCCAGCUCAGUGCAGACAUGAACAUGGAAAAGGUGCUGGUCCCUUCUGUCACGUUAAUCGUAGGCUGUGGAGUAUCGUCGCUGACGCUUUUGCUCUUGAUUAUCAUUUACGUCUCUGUCUGGAGGUACAUCCGCUCCGAGCGCUCCGUCAUCCUCAUUAACUUCUGCCUGUCCAUCAUUUCCUCCAACGCGCUCAUUCUGAUCGGGCAAACCCAGACCCGGAAUAAGGUGAUAUGCACGCUGGUGGCUGCCUUCCUCCACUUCUUCUUCCUCUCCUCUUUCUGUUGGGUGCUGACGGAGGCCUGGCAAUCCUACAUGGCCGUGACGGGCCGGCUGCGCAACCGUAUCAUCCGCAAGCGCUUCUUGUGUCUCGGAUGGGGGCUUCCUGCUUUGGUGGUCGCCAUCUCCGUGGGGUUUACGAAAGCCAAGGGCUAUGGCACCAUGAACUACUGCUGGCUGUCAUUGGAAGGAGGCCUGCUCUAUGCCUUCGUGGGACCGGCAGCUGCAGUUGUUUUGGUGAACAUGGUUAUUGGCAUUCUGGUUUUUAACAAACUUGUAUCCAAAGAUGGGAUAACAGAUAAGAAACUGAAGGAACGGGCAGGUCAGAUGGCAGUGCCUCUUUACGGCAUGACGCUCAAAUGUUCCAAGUGUGGAGUAGUUUCUUCCGCUGAAGUUUCGGCCACAGCCACCAGUAACGCCAUGGCUUCCCUUUGGAGCUCCUGCGUGGUCUUACCUCUCCUGGCGCUCACCUGGAUGUCGGCAGUGCUGGCGAUCACGGACCGGCGAUCGGCUCUCUUCCAGAUCCUCUUCGCUGUCUUUGACUCCCUGGAGGGCUUUGUCAUAGUGAUGGUCCAUUGUAUCCUUCGGCGAGAGGUGCAGGAUGCCGUGAAGUGCCGAGUGGUCGAUCGUCAAGAAGAGGGGAACGGCGACUCUGGGGGCUCAUUUCAGAAUGGACAUGCUCAGCUAAUGACCGAUUUUGAGAAGGAUGUGGAUAUGGCUUGUAGAUCAGGUGAGCACAUCACAGUGUUGAAUAAAGACAUCACUGCCUGCAGGACCUCCACCAUCACCGGGACGCUGAAGCGCCCAUCUCUGCAGGACGAGGAGAAGCUAAAACUGAGUCACCAGAAGGGCUCAUCGAACUUCAACAGUCUUCCAGCCAACGUCUCCAAGAUGCACCUCCAGGGCUCGCCGCACUACCUGGGAGCCAUCAACUUGAAUGAGUUCAGCAACCACACGCUCACCCUGAAGAAGGAUAAGAACCAGCCACCCAAGUCGAUCUACAUCUGCGACGGGGACAUCUUCAAGAAGCUGGACUCUGAGCUCUCGAGAGCGCAGGAGCAAACGCUGGACACCAGCUACGUCAUCCUACCCAGCAACACCUCCACCCUGCGGGCCAAGCCGCCCAAGGAUGAGAGCAAGUACAGCAUCAACAUUGACCAGAUGCCCCAGACGCGGCUCAUCCACCUCAGCAUGGCCAACGACCCGGGCUUUGUCAUCAAGAGUCCCCCGCGGGAGCCCCCCACGGUGGCCCUGACAUGCAGCGAGGUGCAAAGCUCUCCCAUGGUACAGCAGCAGCAGCAGCUGCAGCCGCCGAAUAUCUCCAGCGAGUCGCAGAUCCCCAACAGCCUGUGCGACACGGGCGACUCAGGGAACUCAGGCCUGGUGUCCAAGAGUGAGACCGUCUCCACCCUCUCCAUGAGCUCCUUGGAGAGACGGAAAUCCCGGUACGCAGAGCUCGACUUCGAGAAAAUCAUGCACACGAGAAAACGUCACCAGGACAUGUUCCAGGACCUGAACAGGAAGCUGCAGCACGCAGAGAAGGAGAAGGAGUCUCCGCCAGUGGACAGCAAGCAAGAAAAACAGCAGACACCAAACAAGAGACCCUGGGAAGGAAUCAGGAAAGUGCAUUCCCCACCGUCGUGGGUUAAAAAGGACAUGGAGCCUGUAUCACAGUCUCCCUUAGAACUCAAAACUGUAGAGUGGGAGAAAGCAGGAGCUACCAUCCCUCUGGUAGGACAAGACAUUAUUGACCUUCAGACGGAGGUCUGAGCGGAAAGGAAAGCACAGGACUUUCAUUUUUCCGGAGGAAAAAAAAAUACAAAACACAAAACCCACAAAUGAAACAACACACGUUUAAAAAAAAGAUGAUUAAAUUAAAUCAAAACUGAGUGAGAAAAGUGUUUGGUUUCUUUUGAAACCUUUGGUACAAGAACAAAACAAAACGAGAAGUAACUUUUGUAUCGUUCUCAGCGGAGCGGGGGGAUUACUUUCUAGAACAUAGUAGCAGUAGGUUCAGAACAACUCGGACUUUGCCCCGGGGGAGAGAAGAGGACGUGAGCCUGGAAACAACGCCAAACCGAAGAGGAAGGAGAGGGAGGGGAGGGUGGGAGCGGGUGGGAUACAACCCACGUGACUCUUUAGCGGCAAGAGGACGACAGGGAGCCAUUGCCAGGUAUGUCGAGUCAUCCUGCUGUGCGCCGGGGACACCAGAAGGAACCCGAGGAGUGAAUGCGGUGCCAGAAGGGCCACAAAAGUCGGGGUGGAUUGGCAGGAAACGAGAACAGAGCUCCAUCCGGCAGGAUCUGAGCCAGGAGGUUGCAGGGGGAAGCCCCACUUUGGCCGGUCGGUGGUACCCAUCCCUUUGCACACCCAUGAGAGGGACCGAGUGUGUCAACCCUCUCCUUUCUAUCUCCCCCUCAUCAGCUACCCUACGAAGAAGGGAAUCGCCAUAUGCCAAGCUGCUGCAGCUGGUGGUUGAGAUGGUGCUCUGCUCCCACCAGCUCCCCUCCACCCUACCGGGCUCUCCGCCGUUGCUCGAGCACAGGCCACAAAGGAUGCUCCGAGGGAGGUGGCGGUAGUAGUCGUGGCAGGGUGGGUCUUUCUCCUUAUCACUCCACAGCUGGUUUCCUGAGGAGUGGGACACACGGCAGGGUGAGACCUUCUCUGAGGACCUGCUUGCCCAGUCUGCAGAGCCUGGGUCGAAGGAGAAAGAGAGAGAGAACACAAAACGAACGUAGGUCAUUUUGUUGACUGUUAGGUAGAGAAACUCAGCGUGGGCCUGUUCAUGCGGCCUCAUCUUUUUUGGUUUUCUUUUUAACGAGACACAGCCGAUUUCUUGUCCACCCUCCGUGGAACCCAGAGAGACAGACCUGCCGAUGCCCUUGGAGACGGUCGGUACAGAGACAAUAUUGCCUUAGGACAUUGAGACAAACUGACCAACGAGUAACAUCCGCUUGGAAACAAACAAACAAAAAAAUCUAUUUUUUUUCCUCCUCCUUUUCUUUUCUUCAAUAAAAAGAGAACUUGAAACCCGAGA
Messenger RNA from Gavialis gangeticus (Gharial), 6344 nucleotides. RefSeq names its product adhesion G protein-coupled receptor B1 (gene ADGRB1). The transcript is spliced from 32 exons. Gene Ontology annotation, molecular function: G protein-coupled receptor activity. Lineage: Eukaryota; Metazoa; Chordata; Crocodylia; Gavialidae. Gene Ontology annotation, biological process: G protein-coupled receptor signaling pathway; cell surface receptor signaling pathway; negative regulation of angiogenesis. The coding region runs from base 296 to 5077 and encodes 1593 amino acids. Gene Ontology annotation, cellular component: plasma membrane. The record is from RefSeq and is a predicted model, not a curated record.